UUAAGAGAGCUGAGCUGAGGUCGCUGUCAUUGAUUGAUUGGCCAUCGGCUGUGGCGUUUCGAAAGAGCUUUUCACUCAACUCUUGUUAGCCGUAAUGGAUCGUCGGGCAUUACGUAAAUUCGUUUCUUGGUAAAUGAUGCUGACAAGGCAUUUGAUUAACACGAUUAAUUGCUGAUAAAAAUGUCUGACAGUUUGUUUUCUCCCGAUGGAAACUUAUUGCCCACUACUGGAACUGCAGUCGACCACUGUCAUUUGUCCAGGCCCCGCCCGGCGCCACUGGAAGAUUGGAGCUGCCCCAAACCAUCAGCGGCCACCCAUCAGUGACUACUGUACGGUGGACAACCCGUGGCGGCGACCACCCAGGAUCGGAAUCGGGAUCGGGAGUGGAGUGCAGUGGAGUGCAGUGGAGUGGUGGAUAGGAAGAGGGAUUCAAACGGUGGCAGCCAGCAGGCAGCAGCUGUCAACUGUCGCACACGACUUGUCCUUGUCAGUCAAUGGAUUGGCAUCCGCCUGGCAGGGAACUUUGGGGCCAGGACCCGGGGCUUUGAGCAUUUUCUAUAUUAAACUUUCACAUUUUUUGACAUACGGCCAGUGCAAUUGGUAUGCAAAUUGACAUUGGCGGUGGGAAGGGGCAGCAUAUUUGGCAGGCGACUUCUUCUACGAAAGGGAAAAGUCGAGAUUAUGAUCGAGUAAAGGGAAGAGGAUUAAGUUAUAAAGAAUUUAUGUCAUUUUAAACCAUUUAAGGAA
Drosophila suzukii is the source of this 747-nucleotide messenger RNA. NCBI's taxonomy places the organism in Eukaryota, Metazoa, Arthropoda, Insecta, Diptera, Drosophilidae. The record is from RefSeq and is a predicted model, not a curated record.